Messenger RNA from Helobdella robusta, 1008 nucleotides. RefSeq lists its product as hypothetical. The record is from RefSeq and is a predicted model, not a curated record. NCBI's taxonomy places the organism in Eukaryota, Metazoa, Annelida, Clitellata, Rhynchobdellida, Glossiphoniidae. The coding region runs from base 1 to 1008 and encodes 335 amino acids. The transcript is spliced from 5 exons.
AUGACAGCUGCUUCGGGGCCAGUCAGAGCUACUGAUGUCCUUGCUUCAGACGAAUCGACAUCGUCUCAUAGUGGAGCUUCUUCAACGAAAACCUUUAUCCAAAGAUCAGCUUCAUCAGAUGCCAUCGUUUUGAUGGACAGCCUGCAGGGUGGAGCCUCUCACACAUUAGGAAAAUCUGUAUUCACUGUUAACCGACUCCCGCCAAAGCCAAAACCUAUGCAAGCGUCAAGUUCAAAUCUCAGGAGACACUUGACUCCAAACCUACCAUUCAGCAUAGCAACUAACUACCACAAGAUGCUGGAGUCCAGUGCAAGUGAACAGAGAUAUCCAUCUUUCAGCAAAUGGCUCCAAGGCAGCACAGAAUAUCUAAAUCAGGAAUUAGAGAAACUGGCUCUAGCAAAUGAGAUGGCAGAGAAAGAGAAACUAUCCUCCAUACCUGACGGCCACAGAGCGCCUAUUGACGAAUUGUUAUUGAUGUUUUGUGAUUCACCCAACAACAGCAACAACAAUGACUUCAUCGAAGGUUCUGAUGGCGUUGCAAGGCAUAAGAAAAUAGCCAUCAAUGACAUCAAUGUCAUCAGUGACAGUAACAACAACAACUUGUCAACAGAUGAUGAAAACAACAACAACACUGAAACUUGUAGUUCAGCUGGUAAGAAAGAAGUUAUGAUUAAAAGUAUUACUAAUGUCAUAAGCGUGUGUCGUGACAUCAACGACAACACUACCCCCAGCAACAACAACAACAUUGAUUUUGCUGUUGCUGACAUUACCACAACCUCUCAGAGACAACAACUUGCUAACAACACACUUGACAACACCAAGCCUCCGUUAAUAAUUGCAAAACUCCCAUUACAACAACAACAACAAUCCCAACACCAACAACAAUCCCAAUCCCAACACCAACAACAAAAUGUACCUAGCAUACCAAGCAACCAAUCGGCUUUUGUCACCCUACCAAGGUCAUUCAAGGUCAAACAACUCGGGGAAGUUACCAUGGCAACCACAUAA